Exophiala spinifera is the source of this 327-nucleotide messenger RNA. RefSeq lists its product as uncharacterized. The record is from RefSeq and is a predicted model, not a curated record. Lineage: Eukaryota; Fungi; Ascomycota; Eurotiomycetes; Chaetothyriales; Herpotrichiellaceae. The transcript has a single exon. Bases 1 to 327 code for a protein of 108 amino acids.
AUGUCUGCAAAAACAGCGACGACAAUCCCGGAGGAGUUCAUCCGCGAAUCGUUCUACACUCGAUUCAUAGUCGCGCCGGUGCUUUUUGUGUCAUUCCUGAUCUCGCUGUUUUUCAUCGACCGCCAAACCGCGGGUGGCAUAUUUGGGCAGUCCAACAGCAAGCAUGCCUACUACCAUUCCCAUCAACGCAAAUUAGCCAAGAAGGAGAUGGACGAGGCGUUCCAAUUGCGACGUAAAGUCAUUUUGGCACUAUGCGUUCUGAGUGCAGUGGUCCUAGCAUUUGUUGCCUGGGGGAUCGAAUGGACCGUGUGGAAGGUCAGAGCUUGA